AUGAAGUCUCCUAGAAACUAUGGGAGCGAGAAUGAAGAGACCAACUUCAUUCGCCGGGUGGCCUCUCCAGACCGACCCAACUCCAAGCGCCGGCAAAAGAAGCGUCUGGCCGUAGCUGGAGCGGCCAUGCUGUUGGUCGGUGCGACGGCGGGUGUGGGUUUUGCCACGUUGCAGUCCACGCAGUCGAACACGAUGGCGACGCAGCAAAUGGCGGCGAAUUUGGUGGUUCCAGACUUUGUGGAGACCAUGGGCGACCCGUACUUCCCCAGUUUCGACGAACUGGACGAAGACGGAGACGGCGUUGUGGCCUAUGGAGAGUAUAUGAAGGAUCUACGCGAGGUUUGGGACAAGGACAGAGAGAAUAUCGAGAAUUCCGACCUUCCUGAUAUCGUCAAGCAGGACUUGAAUAACCAGCUGGACGACAAGAUCGCGAGCGAUUCGGCUUGUGUCAAGAAGGCCAUGGUUCCGACCAAGAAGAGGACGUUGACGUUCGACCGCAAGACCAUCAACUCGCUGUAUUACAUGCUGGAAGUGUACUGCUUUGAGACUCCGAUCGAGAUCCCUCAGAAAUACAUGGACAUGUUCCCGGACACCAAGGCGCCGGUCCCUCCUGCUCCUGUGGUUCCUGAAAUUCCAGCUCCUCCAGCGGCGACGGAGGCUUCGACGAGCGCGCCGAUUGAGGUUUCUACACCGGGAGGUGGUGAACAAACCAUUACGCUGGUUGGCUCAGCUGUGGACGGCCAGCAGAAGGUGGAAAUCGAGACUGGAGGUAGCGUCGUGACGACGACUGUCCAGGUUGAGCAAACCGCGACGGGAGGGGAAAAGCUGGAUAUCCCGUCACCUGGAGGCCAGACGACGACAGUUGUUGUACCUGAAAACAAUAUUCCAAAUACCGAGAACAAUGAACAACAAACCAUAACGGUGAACACACCUACUGGCCCCGCUACCGUGACAACAGACGGCCCAGUGAUCGACGGCAAGCAGGAAACGGUGGAGAUUCCGACAGGCCCUGGAGACCAGACGACGAUGGUGUUUGUUCCGGAAUGGACUGGCCUGGGUGUCGUCCCGACAGAGGCGGAUCACCAGCAGGUCAGCGUAAUGACACCCACCGGCCCAGUUACAGUGACGACGGACAGCGCAGUUUUCGACGGCAAGCAGGAAGUGACGAUCAUAACUCCCGAUGGCAAAACCACCACCACAACGGUUGAAGUAAUGCCGACUUCGGAUGAUAAGAACGCGCUGGAGAUUCCUACUGGACCCGAAGGACAAAGCAUGAUUGUGACUCUCCCCGUUCCGCAACCUGCUAAUGCCGGAAGCACUGGUGGCUCCGGGCCUGUACCCCAGUCGAGUAAUCCGGCUCCAGCACCUGAGGUGGUUGUCGACACCCCACAGGGCCCCGCAACCGUGACGAUCACGGGCCCGGUCAUUGAUGACAAGCAGGUCGUGACGAUCACUACCCCUGACGGUGGAACUACGACCACCACAGUGGAUGUGACCAAGACUACGGACGGCAAGACUGAGCUGGAGAUCCCGACGGGUGAAGGCUCAACAACGACAGUGUCAGUUCCAUCGACGCCGACCCAGGAGGGAGGUGGCCACACCACGACAGAUAUCCUGAACCAACUUGGAGGAAACGAUAUUGACAAUGGCGACAAGGACUUCAUGUCAAAGGACGAGUUCCAGUUACAGAUCGGAACGCACUUUUCGGAGAAGAUCAUGGCCCUGAAACAGCAGGCGAAUGACGAGGAGUCCGAGAGUGACAAGCUUAUGGACCAGCAGAAACAGCUUCAAGACUGCAUCCUUCAGGCGGCGAAUAAGUUUGGAUACUACGGAGUGUACGAGCAGCCCCCGUACUUCCAAAACGCCGUUCACUGGGUCGACAACGACUGCUUGAAGCAAUAAGUCAUGCUACCAAGGUCGAUGUGCUGUAGGUGGCUUGCAUCUUUAUAUUUUCUUCGCGUGCGCGCCUGAACGGUUUGUAGUUUGCUGUAACCACAGCAAUCAUGGUAAAUGAAUACGUAUUUCUCCAU
Molecule: messenger RNA, 2030 nt
Organism: Phytophthora nicotianae INRA-310
Lineage: Eukaryota; Oomycota; Peronosporomycetes; Peronosporales; Peronosporaceae
Exons: 4
Coding region: 1-1902 (633 amino acids)
Source: RefSeq, a predicted model, not a curated record